Molecule: messenger RNA, 818 nt
Organism: Vicugna pacos (alpaca)
Lineage: Eukaryota; Metazoa; Chordata; Mammalia; Artiodactyla; Camelidae
Gene: NPY
Product: neuropeptide Y
Biological process (GO): neuropeptide signaling pathway; feeding behavior
Cellular component (GO): extracellular region
Molecular function (GO): neuropeptide hormone activity; neuropeptide Y receptor binding
Source: RefSeq, a predicted model, not a curated record
AGCGACCUCGGAGAGCGCUGCCUCACUCGCCUCGUGCUAGCCCUCCCUUCCCCUGGCAGGGCCUGGCGCGGAAGAGUUGCGGUGUGGGUGGCUCCCGGAGCCGACAGUCGUGCGGCAGCCGCUCCAGCCCCCUCCCCCCAACCCCCGCCACUCGGGGGCGGGAAGCUGCGGAGUAGGAGUCACCGAGCGUGAUUGCCCGAGGCCCCUCCCGCCUCGGCGAGGGAGCAUCAUAAAAGCCCUGUUGCAACCUGCUCUCGACACCCAUCCACCGGCUCUCACCCGUCGGAGAGACGCGCCGGACCGCGGAGCACUCGUCGCUCAGCCGCGCCCGCGCGCCAGCUCGCCACCUCGCCACCAUGCUGGGUAGCAAGCGACUGGGGCUGUCCGGACUGACCCUCGCCCUGUCCCUGCUCGUGUGUCUGGGCGCGCUUGCCGAGGCGUACCCCUCCAAGCCUGACAAUCCUGGGGAGGACGCGCCAGCGGAGGACUUGGCCAGAUACUACUCCGCGUUGCGACACUACAUAAAUCUCAUCACCAGGCAGAGAUAUGGAAAACGAUCUAGCCCCGAGACACUGAUUGCAGACCUCCUGAUGAGAGAAAACACAGAAAACGGUCCCAGAACUAGGCUGGAAGACCCUUCCAUGUGGUGAUGGGAAGUGAAUAUCACGCUCCGGUCUUUGCCUAUUUUUCAACCCUUAUUUCAUCCUGUAAAACUAGUCUGCGGGUUCUCCUACUGCAUGCAGCCCUUGUGCUCACCUCCACAGAGUUUCCCUUUGUCAUCACUGUAUAUAUGAGUGUUUAAAUAAAGUACCAUGCAU